Molecule: messenger RNA, 1215 nt
Organism: Fusarium sp. VM40
Lineage: Eukaryota; Fungi; Ascomycota; Sordariomycetes; Hypocreales; Nectriaceae
Source: the annotation of a GenBank genome assembly
AUGCAUUUUACAAAGAAGAUCGACCGAGCCUUCCAAUGGGCCGGCGAGAAGAUGGGCGCUGAGGCCCGGACUGCCCAUUCCGACGAGUUCAAGAAUCUCGAGACCGAGAUGACUCUUCGACAUGAAGGUAUGGAGCGUAUGCACCGGUCCAUGGGCAGCUAUGUCAAGUGGAUGUCUCGUCGCAAUGAGCUUCUGGACGACAAGGAGCGCGGCACUCCCAUGUCGUACCUUGGCCGCACUAUGGCAACUCACGGCGAGGACUUUGAGCAGGAUUCCGAGUUCGGAAACUGUCUUUUGUCCUUGGGUCGUGCCAACGAGCGCAUUGCCGGUAUCCAAGACUCCUACGUCGAAUGCGCCAAUGCUACUUGGCUGGAUAACCUCGAGAGGAGUCUAGCAAUGAUGCGAGAAUACCAGAACUCCCGCAAGAAACUUGAAAGCCGACGCCUCGCCUACGAUGCCAGCACAAACAAACUAUCCAAGGCCCGCCGCGACGAUUUCCGCAUUGAGGAAGAAGUCCGAAUGAACAAGGCCAAAUUUGAAGAGACCAGCGAGGAUGUUCUUCGUCGUAUGCAGGAUAUCAAGGAAUCAGAGGUGGACAACAUCACUGGCCUGACCCAAUUCCUUGACGCUGAGCUUGAUUACCAUGAGCGCUGCGCUGAGGAGUUGCGUCGCGUCCGUCAGAGCUGGGUUGGUGGUACUUCUUCCCCUAGCAACACCGCCAAGAUCGGUCGAAGCCGGUCAAACACUGCUCGCUCUUGGCAGGAGCCUCGCCAUCAGGCUGUCUAUGAAGAGCCAGAAGCCGAGCAGGAGGCCCCUCGCAUCCCUCACCGUUCUCCUGGAAGCCGUCUUGCGCCUCCUCCCCCACAACCCGCACGCCCCCCGAUUGGACGCGCCUCGACCUUCGAAGGUCGUUCCUCUUCUACGGCUACACCGCUAGCCAACCUUCGAGUUCCAGGUGCUCCUCUCGCUCGAGUUGCUACAGACAGCGGCUCGUACGGCCGACACGACGAUGUAUUCUCUGACGAUGUUUCGACAAGCCGGAGCGGCAGUCCUGACUGGGAACACCGCACCGCCAGCCCUGCAACUAGCUAUGGAAGUUUGAGCCGAAGCACGAGUGGAUUGGCUCUUGGAAAGAAGCCGCCGCCACCCCCUCCCAACAGGGCCAAGAAGCCUCCGCCUCCCCCUCCUUCGAGAAGGGAAAACUUGGGUUAUUGA